Synchiropus splendidus (mandarinfish) is the source of this 2246-nucleotide messenger RNA. RefSeq names its product solute carrier family 37 member 4a (gene slc37a4a). Gene Ontology annotation, molecular function: glucose 6-phosphate:phosphate antiporter activity. The transcript is spliced from 9 exons. Lineage: Eukaryota; Metazoa; Chordata; Actinopteri; Syngnathiformes; Callionymidae. Gene Ontology annotation, biological process: glucose-6-phosphate transport; phosphate ion transmembrane transport. Bases 751 to 2037 code for a protein of 428 amino acids. Gene Ontology annotation, cellular component: endoplasmic reticulum membrane. The record is from RefSeq and is a predicted model, not a curated record.
UCUGGCUCAGCUCUGUCAACCGAACCAUCAGGUCCGACUGCGGCUGCUCCAGAACCAACACGUGUUGUGUGAUGGAUGACUGGUCCGUACUCACCGCCGGCCUCCCGAACAGAGUCUCAUCCACGUGGGAACGUGUCGCUCUCCGGUGAAACCCAGAGGCCCGGCGGGUCUGACCUCCGCGCUGAACAUUGCACUUGAGCGCGUCUUCAUCCCAGUCAUUCCACCCUGACGAACUUAACUGUGCGUUACUUACCUCAGCCCUCUUCAUGACGAAUCCACGUUUACAGAAUGCUGACAGGUUUUGCAGCCACUGCCUCGGUCCAGCGUGCAGUUUUGUUGUCCGUUGCCCUGGAAACCAGGCCGCAGGUCUCCGGUUACACGGAAGCCAGCCAUCAUUCGUGUGCGCGCGCAGUUCAAUAGUUAAGGUACUGAAAUCUCAGCGAGGUGUCGGUGCGCGGAGGUGAAGAGGAACCACCGCGCGCAUGCGCGUGCAUCACUUUCCUACCUGAUCAAGACGCCGGGUCUAAGGACAGGCUGAGGAGAGGGCGCCUCCUGCUGACGGACAGGGCUGGGGCCGGGGCCGAGGCCUGUCACGUGCACCUGCUGCUCGACUGCCUCAGGUCCGGCCUGCAGGGUUGACCAUUAACCCGCUGAUUACAAACGCGGUUGCUCUCCAGUGCAUCUGCUCCUGAAGCAAAGUUCAGUCCCGGCAGCGUGUUCUGUCCCUGCUGCUGCCGCUGAGAGCCAGCCAUGGCCGCCGCAGCCUACCGUUACUACCGCGCCAGCAUAUUUGCCGCCAUGUUCCUGGGCUACACGCUCUACUACUUCAACAGGAAGACCUUCUCCUUCGUGAUGCCGUCGCUGAUGCAGGAGAUCCCGCUGGACAAGGACGACCUGGGCCUGAUCACCAGCAGUCAGUCUCUGGCCUACGCUCUCAGUAAGUUCAUCAGCGGCGUGCUCUCCGACCAGGUCAGUGCCCGCUGCCUCUUCUCCCUCGGCCUCUUCACCGUGGGAGCCAUCAACGUGGUCUUCUCCUGGUCCUCCAGCGUGGCCGUCUUCUCCGCCCUGUGGUUCAUCAACGGCCUGGGUCAAGGUUUGGGUUGGCCCCCGUGUGGCCGGGUGCUGCGCAAGUGGUUCCAGCCGUCCCAGUUCGGCACCUGGUGGUCGAUCCUCUCCUGCAGCAUGAACCUGGCCGGCAGCGUGGGGCCCGUGGUGGCCACGGUGCUGGCUCAGAGCUACAGCUGGAGGAGCAUCCUCUGGGCCUCGGGCAUGAGCUGCGUGCUGCUCUCCUGCGUCUGCCUGCUGCUCAUCAAGAACCAGCCGCAGGACGUGGGGCUGCCCAACCUGGAAGUCAGUGUCCAGAAGAGCAAAGCAGGAGCCUCCAGCCACAGCACCCUCUCGGAGCUCCUCCUCUCCCCCUACCUGUGGCUGCUCUCGCUCUCCUACCUGGUGGUGUUCGGGGUGAAGACGGUGUGCACGGACUGGGGGCAGCUCUUCCUCAUCCAGGACAAGGGCCAGUCCGCUCUCCUGGGCAGCUCCUACAUGAGUGCCCUGGAGGUCGGGGGGCUGCUGGGGAGCCUGGCUGCUGGCUACUUCUCAGACAAGGCUGUGGCUCAGCACGGCCUGAGAGUGUACGGUAACCCUCGCCACUUCCUGGUCAUCUGUUUGAUGGGGAGCAUGUGCGUCUCCAUGUAUCUGUUCCGAGUGACUGUCACUGCCUCCAGCUCCCAGGUGUGGAUUCUGAGCCUGGGCGCCAUCUUCGGCUUCUCCUCGUACGGACCAAUAGCUUUGUUCGGGGUCAUAGCCAACGAGAGCGCCCCCUCCAACUACUGUGGGACGUCACACGCCAUCGUCGCCCUCAUGGCCAACGUGGGAGGCUUCCUCUCGGGCCUGCCUUUCAGCACCAUCGCCAAACAUUACAGCUGGGACACGGCCUUCUGGGUGGCCGAGGUGGCGUGUGUGGUCACCACGGUGGGGUUCUUUCUGCUGCGCAACAUCAGGACCCAGAUGGGCCACGUACCCAAGAAAGACGACUAGAAACCCCAAGAGACUCUAGGACAACAAGGCCAGUUUAGGAUGAAAGGUGCCAGUGCUUCGGCUACUCACUCAACUCAGUUCAAUGUUGGUUCAUUUGUGAUGUGAUGUGAUGACUUCGUAUAAUGAUGAGAAAGGAACAAUAUAUUGUUUAAUUUGUAAGGUUUUUUUUUUUGGCUUUGGGAGCUUUAAUAAAUUUUGUUUUUCGUUUG